Molecule: messenger RNA, 3614 nt
Organism: Ceratitis capitata (Mediterranean fruit fly)
Lineage: Eukaryota; Metazoa; Arthropoda; Insecta; Diptera; Tephritidae
Gene: muskelin
Product: muskelin
Exons: 11
Coding region: 451-3060 (869 amino acids)
Cellular component (GO): cytoplasm
Molecular function (GO): protein binding
Source: RefSeq, a predicted model, not a curated record
GAAAAUAUUAUUAAUUCCCAUCCGUCUCUUAUUGCAAAAUUUUCUUAUAUUUUAUGAUCAAACCAUUUUUAACUUAAGACUGCGUGAUACGUAUCCAAAUGCAAAGCUGUAUGUUAUUCGCGAGUAAUCACCUGUUUGAUAAAAGAAAGGAACGAAAAGCAUAAAGGAAAAAUUAUACCAAUAUUGUGCACAAACAAUACGAUUUCGUGCAAACAUUUUGCAUUGUUUAUAAUCUAAAAUCUUUGUUCUUCUUGAAGCCGUUAUAGCAUAUUUGUUUUGUCCAUUAUAAAAUUAAACAUUGAAUUCAUUAGCAGUACAGUGUGAGCUAGGUUCAAAUAAAAACCAAUAAGCUUGGAAACUGCACGAAAAAGAUUUCUUAACUGGACCUUUGAACGUUAUUAUUUGGGUUUUUGUGUGGUGAACCUGUUAUUUGCACAUUAGUACUUCAUAAUGGAGCAGUUAUCAACAACGUUAAAUGUGGUAAUGUCGACAGAUUCCAAAACAGGUAUUAGUGUUAUAGCACCCCUUGCUGAUGUCGAGAAACUCGCCUAUGAAAUUCACCGUUACUCCAGUUUCUCCACCAACUAUUUCCCUGAAAAUAUACUCGUAGACUGCCCCAGUGACCAAUCCUCACGCUGGUCAGCUCAUACCAACAAUCCACCCCAAUAUCUUACGUUGAAACUAAAGCGUCCUGCCAUUGUUAAAAAGAUAAAAUUCGGUAAAUUUGAAAAGGCGCAUGUUUGCAAUAUAAAAAAGUUUCGUAUUUUCGGAGGUAUCGAUGAGGAGCGCAUGGUGUUGCUCUUAGAAGGAGGUCUGAAAGAUGACAACGUACCAGAAGUAUUUAAUUUGCGCUGUAGAACGGAAGACGGUUCCGAAGAACUUCCAAUUUUGUUCUUGAAAGUUGUGCCAUUGCUGUCAUGGGGGCCGACAUUCAAUUUUAGUAUUUGGUAUAUAGAACUACAUGGACAGGAUGAUCCUAUGUAUACCAGUGCCAGUUUAAGGAACUACAAUGUGCUUCGCGAGGUAGAAAUUGUUAAAUUAUGUCUAAAACAUUUCCGACAACAAGGUUACGAUGCCGCCUUCCGAGCUCUACAAGAACAAACUAAUGUACAGUUAGAGCACAAACUCAUAACCGAACUGCACAAGUGUUUGGUUGUAAAUGGUGAUUUUGAAAAGGCGGAACAACUUAUAACUGAAUGUGUAAAUAAUGGACUAAUGGACACAUACCUUAGUCGUCAAGAUUACAAGCAUACUUGGCGUAUGCAGCCAAUCACAAGCAAAUUGUCGCCAGGUAACCGCGGCGGUCAUCAACUGGUGGUAGACACUAAAAAACGUCUGGUCUACUUGUACGGCGGUUGGGACGGUUACCGUGAUUUAAGUGACUUGUGGGUAUUUGACAUAAAAACCAGCAGCUGGGCAUUGCUUUUCGAACAAACACAGCUAUUUAACGGACCCACACCACGUUCAUGUCACAAAAUGGUCUAUGAUUCAGUUAGUGAAAAUAUUUUCAUGUUGGGCCGUUAUUUGGAUAAUUCGAUUCGCACCACAGAUUAUAUAAAAAGUGACUUCUUCCUUUAUGAUACACGUGCGCGCACCUGGCUGCAAAUAUGUGAUGACACCAGCCAAAUGGGUGGUCCCCAUCUUGUCUACGAUCAUCAGAUGUGCAUUGACAGCGAAAAGCGUAAUAUUUAUGUGUUUGGUGGCAAAAUACUCACGCCACGAAGUGUUUCGAAUUCCACUUCAAGUGAACCAGAAUACUCGGGCCUUUUCUCCUAUCACAUUGCCACUAACACUUGGACACAGAUACUUGUCGACUGUCACCAUCCAAGUGCUGCACAAGCAGAUGUGCUCUCGAUAAAAUCGCGCAUCACGCAUUGCAUGGUCUUUCAUACGAAAAACCGUAAACUCUAUAUUUAUGGUGGUCAGCGCGGCAAAGAGGAUAUUGACGACUUUAUCACGUACGAUGUAGAUACCCAGGCCAUUUCGGUGCUUAAUAAAGACAAUAAUGCGUGUGGGGGCGCUGGUGGGAGUAGCGUUUGCGCUCAUAACAGCGGCACGGACGUGAAAAAUGAGCCAUCGCCAGGUUACACGUUGCGCGCCACAAUAGAUUGUGAUCGCGACGAAAUUUAUAUUUUUUCAAGUUUAAGUAAACUGAAGGAUCGUCGUGAUAUUCAGCAUGAUGAUGCGUCAAAUUCAUUUUGGGUGUAUUCGCUGAAAACCUACGACUGGUCGCGUAUUUACACAUACCGACACAAUGCGGAAUCCUCAAAUGCUUCCGGUAAAAAUGAUUUGCUCGAACCAUGUCCACGAUAUGCGCACCAGUUGAUCUUUGAUGAUGUGGCAAAGAUGCAUUAUCUUUUUGGCGGCAAUCCCGGUAAAUCAUCGCUACCGCAAAUGCGUUUGAGUGAUUUUUGGAUACUUGAAUUGGAAAAACCCAAACGUAUUGAAAUAUUAAUGUAUUGCCGUUAUCUUGUACGGAAAUUGCAUUAUAAAGAAAUGACGCGGAAAGAUCCGCUUAAAGCAAUGCAGUAUUUGCGGAACCACGUCGCUGAGGUUAUUGACCAUUCGAAUCCCGAGCAACUGAAAAAUUUUCACAAAUUAGCAUCAUUGCUCUUUCGUACAGACGAUAGCAAUACCGUAUCAGGUCGAUCGCCAUUGGCAACACCGCCUUUAGGUAAGACACUAAAAAUGGAUAGUGAUGCUCAAGUGGAAAAUGUCGAAGCCGCGUCAGGUGCAGAUGAAAAACGACAAAUCGACGAAGAAUCGGCAAAUAAAUCUGGUUCACAACCAGAUGUUAUAAAUCCCGUUGAAGAUCAAUUUUCUAUGGAAUCAUGUGAUAGCACUGCAACAACAGCUUCCCUUUCCGGAGCCUCCGAUUCGGCUGUGUCUUCUGCUAGCUCCUCCAUACAUAGUCGUCGUAAUAGCAGCAAACGAGCACAUGACGGCCAGCAGGAAGAACUGCGCAGAUGUCGCGCUUUUCUCUUCAAUAAAAUAGUACAGUUAAUGCCAGCCAGUAUGGUACAGCCAGAGCGGAAUUUGAGCGAUUUUGUUGUCAUGUAAUACCAACCAAGCACACAUGUGAUGAAGGAACAACAAACUUUUCUUAAUCAUAUGUAUAACUAUAUAUUGAAAUUGCUAAACAGACGAAUACUUCUAUUUACGUAAAUUGAAUGUCCCUUAUUUGUUAUUAACAAUAGAAAAGAGAAGAAACUAAGUCAUGCUUUUAAAAAGCCAAUAAUUGUCAUGAAAUUAUUAAAUAUACAAUAUAUGCCGAAAUAGUUUUAUGUAUGUAUGCCUUAAGAAUCAAGUAAACAUAAGACAUAAUAGAUGAAAAUCGAGGGAGAAUAAUUUAAUUAAAUCUUCCAUAUUACGAUGACUUUGUUACGUGAAAUCUUUGCUAUUUUGUCAACAUGUAGAAUAACACCGACUUUGUGAUACAAAUCGAAACUAUUAUGUUGGUUUAAAAAUUGUACUCGUUCAUAUUUUCAAAAUAGUACUGAUUUUUUAUUACACAAUAUAUUAAACUACUUUAUAAGCGAGUAUAAUACAAUACGAUAAAAUAUUACAAAAACAUAGCAUACAUUUCUUAAAAUAAAAUAUUGAAAAUUAAUUAC